UAUUGUGAACUGGUGUUAUAGAGAGAGCGAGACUCUGAACGGACGGACCGGGCACCAACGAAAAUACAGACAGGGGAAAUAUAUCAGUCUACUAGCCUACUGCAAGAACCUGGAAGCGAGAGCUCAUCCAUCGCAUUGCGCACCAUAGAGACUGCAGGUUAGGUUCAAGAAGAACAGACAGUGACUCAGAGGAGGAUAGAUUAUUGAAGAGGAGAGAGGAGUGGAUCGGGUCUUUUCUGUUGUAAAUGUGCACGAGUCAUUCUGAUUGAGGAGAGAGGCAGGACUUAUCUGUGUCUGGGGGGAGGACCUUCGUGUCAGAUAACCAAUCAUGGAGAGGGCGAGGACGAGGGUGGGUGCAGCAGUGUUCCUGAUGCUGAUCUUGGGUCGCCUAGGCAACGCUCUGGAGGUCCCACUAGACCCAAACAUUCUGGAAGGAUUGCCGCAGCCGCCAACCAUAACUCAACAGUCCCCCAAGGAUUACAUCAUCGACCCUCGGGAGAACAUCGUCAUCCACUGUGAGGCCAAAGGGAAGCCACAUCCCAGCUUCUCGUGGACCAGGAACGGGACCCACUUUGACAUUGACCAUGAUCCCAAGGUAACGAUGCGACCCCACUCUGGUACCCUGGUGGUGGACAUCAGUGGGGAGAAGGCUGAGACGUACGAGGGAAUCUACCAAUGUACAGCCAGAAACGAACACGGGGCCGCAGUGUCCAACAAUAUCGUCAUCAGACAGUCCAGGUCCCCCUUGUGGUCAAAGGAGAGGAACGAGCCAAUCAGAGUUCAGGAGGGCGUGUCUCUAGUGCUACAGUGCCGGCCCCCUGCUGGCCUGCCACCUCCCAUCAUCUUUUGGAUGGACUUCAACUUCCAGAGACUGCCUCAGAGCAGCCGCGUGUUCCAGGCGUUGAACGGAGACUUGUACUUCUCCAACGUUCUGAAGAAGGACUCGAGGAACGACUACAUCUGUUAUGCCCGCUUCCCUCACACACAGACCAUCCAGCAGAAACAACCCAUCACCCUCUCAGUGCUCAACCUGGAUGCAAUCAAUGAGACUGUUGCUGCUUUAUUCAAUGAAACUGAUUUUUUUAGUGACGGCUCUGCGGAGGAGAGGAAACCCACCUUCCUCAUCCCUUCUGGCUCCAGCAGCUCCAAGAUGGUGCUGAGAGGACAGGUUCUGGAGUUGGAGUGCAUCACGGAAGGACUUCCCACUCCAGAGGUCUCGUGGAGUAAGCUGAGCGGGGAGUUCCCUGACAACCGUACCUCCAUCCUGCACUUCCAGAAGUUACUGCGUAUCGUGAACGUGUCCGAGGCCGACGCCGGAGAAUACCACUGCACCGCCCACAACCGCCUGGCCUCUGUGCUCCACACCAUCCGCGUCACCGUCAAAGCGGCACCUUACUGGAUCAGUACCCCCAGGAACCUGGUGCUGGCCCCCAGAGAGAAGGGUCUGUUGAUCUGCAGGGCCAGUGGUACUCCCAAACCCACCAUCACCUGGGCCAUGAACGGCAUCCCCAUAGAGAAUUCACCUGAGGACCCCAAUAGGAAGGUGGAGGGUGACACCAUCAUCUUCGAGGAAGUCCAGACUGGAUCCAGUGCAGUCUAUCAGUGCAACGCAUCCAAUGAAUAUGGAUAUCUGCUGUCCAAUGCCUUCAUCAACGUUCUUUCUGAAACCCCCAGAGUACUGACUCCAGCUAACAUGGUCUACCAGGUGAUCCGAAACAACCACGCCUUUCUGGACUGUUCCUCCUUCGGCUCGCCCAUCCCCAAAAUCACAUGGUUUAAGGACAGCCAGUCCAGCACCCUGGAAGGGGACCCCUACUUGCUGCAUGAAAACGGGACUCUGGAGAUAUAUGUGGCCCAGGCCCUCAACAGUGGGCAGUAUACCUGUGUGGCCAGGAACACUCUGGGCAUCGCUGAGAAUCAUGUCUAUCUGGAGGUCAAAGAGCCAACUCGUAUCCUGAAGCAGCCGGAAUACAAGGUGUCCCAGAGAAAUAGGAACGUGGUGUUUGAGUGUAAAGUAAAACACGACCCCACCCUCAUCCCCACCAUGACCUGGCUCAAAGACAACGGAGAGCUACCCGACGACGAGAGAUUUCUGGUGGACUCUGACAGCCUGACCAUAACAGAUGUGACAGAGAAUGAUGCGGGAACUUACACCUGCAUAAUGAAUACUACUCUGGACCAGGACUCUGCCAGCGCUGAGCUCACGGUCGUCGAGGCAACUCCUACUCCAGCUGUCAUCUACGAACAACCAGACCCUCCUACUGACCUGGAGCUGACUGACCUGAAACCCAAGAGUGUCCAGCUCACCUGGAUACCUGGAGACGAACACAACAGCCCUAUUCACAAGUUUGUGAUCCAGUACACAGACUCUCUCCACCAACAUGGCCACUGGCACAACCUGACGGAUGUCCCGGGUAGCAAGACCACGGCCUUCCUCAAACUGUCCCCUUACGUUCACUAUACCUUCAGAGUCCUGGCCCUGAACGCUGUGGGUCUCUCCAACCCCUCCAAACCUUCCCACAUGUACAAGACCAACCCUGCAGCUCCAGAUGAGAACCCCAGUGGAGUUGAAGGUUUUGGAACUGAACAUGACAACCUUAUGAUAUUGUGGAAGCCAAUGUCAGGCCUCCAGGCUAACGGUCCAGGCCUGCAGUACAAGGUGAUGUGGAGACAGAAGGAUGUGGACAAGGACUGGACGUCAGUGACCGUGGCCAACGUCUCCAAGUUCAUGGUCUCUGGGAUGCCCACCUUCACACCAUACGAGGUCAAGGUUCAAGCCAUCAACGACUACGGGAUUGGACCUGAGCCAGCUGUGGUCACCGGACACUCCGGAGAGGACUUGCCGUUGCAGGCUCCAGACAGUGUCCAGGUCCUAGUGUUAAACAGCACCCUGGCUGAGGUGCACUGGGAGCCUGUCCCCCCGAAGACAGUACGGGGACUUCUCAAGGGAUACAAGGUGUAUUACUGGCGUGAGCGGAGCCUCCACAAACACAACCCCCACCACGUGAAGCAGCAGGUUCUGACCUUCAGUGGGAACAAGAGUCAUGGCAUGCUCCCCGGCCUGCAGCCCUACAGCCUCUACCUGUUUAACGUCAGGGUCUACAACAGCAAGGGGGAGGGCCCCGCCAGCUCCACCCUGCAGUUUGAGACCCCCGAAGGAGUUCCUGGGCGGCCAUCUUUCCUGAGGAUCACCAACUCUAACCUGGACUCUUUGACUCUGGAAUGGGGUCCUCCCAACGACCACAACGGACACCUCACCGGCUACACCCUGAAAUACCAGCCAGUCAAUAGCUCCAACGAGCUGGGUCCGAUGGAAGAGCUGGCCCUGCCGGCCAACAAGACCUCUGUCACGCUCCCCAACCUCAAGUACAGCACUCGCUACAAGUUUUAUUUCAAUGCCAAAACAGGCCAGGGAGCAGGGCCCGUCAUUACAGAGGAAGCCGUCACUAUUAUGGACGAAGUCCUAAUGUAUCAGCCUUCAGUAGACAAGGUUGGAGGAGGGAACACCCAAACCCAACCCUCACCUCCCAUAGCAGGGUCUCCUCCUCCUCCACGCCACCCAUUCCACAAGGUGCAUCCAGCUGCUCCGGCAUUCGGGAACGUUAGCUCUUCCGUGGGAGAGGACGGAACGCUUAUCAGUUGGGAGUACUGGGGAGCGGAAAAACAUGUUUAUGUAGAAUAUAUAGUUAAGAACGACAACAGUGAAGAGGACUGGCAGAAAGAGUAUGUAAAUUGCUCUCAGGCCUAUGUGCUGAAGGGCUUAAAGGAGGGCCUGUCCUAUAGGGUACGCGUGGUUGCCAAGGGUCACGACGACCAAGCGGUGCUCCACCAAUCAGAGGAGCUUUUGGUGACCGUUCCAGCUGUACCAUCCAGACAGGUGGACAUCGCCACCCAGGGAUGGUUCAUCGGUCUGAUGUGUGCCAUCGCUCUCCUCAUCCUCAUCCUCCUCAUCAUCUGCUUCAUCAAGAGGAACAAGGGAGGCAAAUACCCAGUGAAAGAAAAAGAGGACGCUCACACAGACCCAGAGUUCCAGCCCAUGAAAGAGGAUGACUGUACUUUUGGGGAAUACAGUGACACUGAGGACCAUAAGCCGUUAAAAGGGAGCCGCACACCUUCUUACAGGACGGUGCACAGGGACAACAGUGACGACAGUUUAGUUGACUAUGGCGGCGAUGGCGGAGACGGACAGUUCAACGAGGAUGGGUCUUUUAUUGGACAGUAUAGUGGAAAUAGCUCCACCAGGGAAACUGCUGUGGGUCACGAGCACUCUGAGGCCCCCUCCCCGGUUAAUACAACCGCUAUGAAUUCCUUUGUGUAGCCAGUCAACCGGUCAGCCAGGCCACUAGGUGGCGCUACAUUAUAUUGAACUUUUUGUGUGUCGGCAGAAAAAUGGACAGCCAGGCCACUAGGCGGCAUUGCAGAUACUGAUAUUUUUUGGGUAGUUAAUUAGACGUUUAUCCUCCCAGCCUAUAGGAGACGCUGCGGUGACUGUUCCAUCCCCCAUCUCACAGGGCUGUCCAAUCACAUCAUUGUGUGGCUUAUCAUCAUCAUCAUCACAUGCCCCACCCAUCUGCACCCAGAACCACCUAUGAGAACCACACUACUGUCACAGACACAUAAGAGACACAUUGGAGAUACUAGAUACUCCUGGAGGACUACGAUUCUAAUACAGUGCAUGGAAAUCCUGAAAUUAUGUACAACCAUAUAUUAACACAUUGAGAUGAAUGCUGAUUAGUAUAUUACAUGGAAGAUAUUGUCUAUCUUGGACUACUAUACGGUUCACAUUUGAAUUAUUUACCAUAUUGUUUUUCCAGUCAAAGCAUUAUAUUGAUAUUAUUGUGUAUGUUAGAGAUACUUUAAUACACCAUAAAGAGGCAUCAAUGUCUUUGUGGACAUAGUGGUGAAAUGUGUUACUAAAUGUACGGCUAUUAUUCUAUGGAUUUUUUGCAAGACAGGGGCAGUUUGUACAGUUUAUACAGUUGUUGUUGCAGAAAGGUUGAAUUUACAGUCACAUAGUGAAAGGUUGAAUUUACAGUAACAAUGGUUGGAUUUACAGUAACAAUGGUAAAGGUUGAAUAUACAGUCACAUAGUGAAAGGUUGAAUUUACAGUAACAAAGGUUGGAUUUACAGUAACAAAGGUAAAGGUUGAAUAUACAGUCACAUAGUGAAAGGUUGAAUUUACAGUAACAAUGGUUGAAUUUACAGUAACAAAGGUAAAAGUUGAAUAUACAGUCACAUAGUGAAAGGUUGAAUUUACAGUAACAAAGGUAAAGGUUGAAUUUACAUUGCAGGAUUUUGUACAGUAUGUAUAUCCAGACAGAGAGCUCCUAAAAGUAUUCUUCUUUUGCCUAAAAAAUCAAUACUUCAAACAGCCUCACCAGUGGAGGCUGGGGUCACUUUAAAUCUGAGGACAGACUCACUGUAAUGGCUCGAAUGGAAUUCAUGGAACGGUAUCAAACACAUGGAAACCACCAGCCUCCACUGGUCCUCACAUGCCACCUUUGUUUUGAUCACUGAGAAUGCAAAUUCUGAUGUGAUACGUGCUCUCAUGACAUCAUCCUCAUGACCUUUGACCUGCAUGUGACAUCACUUCCUGUGGUUGCACCUCACAUGAUCUCACCUGACGCUGACCUUAUGGCUCUUCCUGUCCAACUCCAGCUUUUCUUUUGCUUUGCUUUGUAAUGUUCAUUUGUGAUGCUUCAUGGCCUUCAGCAGUAGUGUGCCUCAGAACUCGGAUUCAGUUCAGUCUAGAUUUAUUUAAAAAAUACUGUUUUACCCAGAGUUCAGUGAGUGGAAUGGGCACAAAGCCAGAGGACGGUGAAGUCACACUCUUGGGGAUGAUGAGUUCAGUAGGGAGGGAUGGAAGGAUGGAGGACAUCAUGAAGGAAGGAAUAAUUCAUUUAGUCAUCUUUUAAAAAGCUUCCCAGUGGUUUUUCUCAGAUAUGGGAUUUAUUUUCCUUCCAACAAGCGGCAAAGGGCAGUCAUAUUGGACACGGUAAAAUCAUUUUAUGUUUACAAUUCUUUGCCGUUUUCAAAGGUUCUGGUCAUCUAUGAAGUCUUUGUAAUUCUGCCGUGCGCGUGUGCAUGUGUGUGUGCUGUUGUUGAGGGGAUAAUAUUCAUGCUAGGAAAGAGGUGCUCACUUGUACAGUACGUUUGAGGGCCUUUGAAGGGAUCGCAAGUUCUUUUUUUUCUUAACUUGCAUCAAGUUUUACGUGUUUUUUUUUUUUUUUUUUUUUACAGAAAUGUCUAGUCUUGGUUGAAUUUGUAAAUAUAUACUUUUGACUGUACAGAGAAACACAGCGCUUAAAGGGAUGGUUCACCUAAAUUACAAAAUUCGAUGACAACCUGAAAGGAAGAGCUGUGCAUGAGAUAGUUAUACUUGUUGGGGAGAGCUGUGUUCAAUAUAUACAUUUUCUGUUUGUAUUUCUUUUUUCUUAGCUGUGAACAUUGUACAUUAUUGUAACUAACAGGAAAAGAUGUUGCCCAUGAAUUCAAAUUUGAAUUGUUUUCAUUUGUCAGCUAUAGUUGUGUGUUUCUGAAAUGUCACUUCUCUGUAUUAUAUGAAACCAUACAGUACUCCGUAAACAUUGAGAUAUAAUGUACUUUGGAGUGUUAGAUAAGUACUAUAAUGUACUAUAACAUUGUGGUAUUAUGCUGUAUGUGGGUUAUUAUAUGAGCAGCACAAGGUCUGCCAAACUCAUCCACUUUGUGACAGUAUAGCAAAAUGGUUGUAUUCUCAUUCAAAAAACAGUUUCAAGGUUUUUACUAACAAUGUAUGUCUCUUUUCAUUUCUAUUUAAGUUUCUCCACUUAGUGAACUGGAAAUAUAAUGAAUGAAUAAAAUAUAAUUAUCUGCA
Messenger RNA from Coregonus clupeaformis (lake whitefish), 6857 nucleotides. Its product is annotated as neuronal cell adhesion molecule. The transcript has 33 exons. Gene Ontology annotation, biological process: cell-cell adhesion; brain development. The record is from RefSeq and is a predicted model, not a curated record. Lineage: Eukaryota; Metazoa; Chordata; Actinopteri; Salmoniformes; Salmonidae. Gene Ontology annotation, molecular function: cell-cell adhesion mediator activity. Bases 329 to 4318 code for a protein of 1329 amino acids.